UGUGGCUGGCAGACCGGAGCUCGUGGAGGAGGCGCGGCUCCCCUGCCCCUCCAUCCAAACACCUGUAUGGACGACCACCUCAGUCUCCUUCAAUCGCCUCCGCCUUCCUCGACCAAACACCGGAGCGACAACCUCGUGAACCACGGAUACACCGAGACCGAAACGGACAUCAUGACAAUUGUUGCUUGUGACAACAUGUUGGAGGAGACGGCGGCGCUGCCCGGGCACCACUCUUUAGAACGUUACGCACCUGACCACGAGUGUUGUGAGAGAGUGGUCAUCAACAUUUCGGGCUUACGUUUUGAGACGCAACUUAAAACUCUAUCUCAAUUUCCAGAAACCUUACUCGGGGACCCUAAGAAGCGAAUGCGUUACUUUGACCCCUUAAGAAAUGAAUACUUCUUUGACAGGAAUCGCCCUAGCUUCGAUGCCAUACUAUACUAUUAUCAAUCAGGGGGGCGUAUCCGGCGACCUGUCAACGUUCCCAUAGACAUUUUCUCAGAGGAGAUCCGAUUCUAUGAAUUAGGAGAGGAGGCCAUGGAGAAAUUCAGGGAGGAUGAGGGCUUUAUCAAAGAAGAAGAGCGUCCUUUGCCCACCAAUGAAUUUCAGAGGCAGGUGUGGCUGCUAUUUGAAUAUCCCGAAAGCUCAGGUCCAGCGAGAGGGAUUGCUAUUGUCUCAGUGUUGGUCAUUUUAAUUUCCAUUGUUAUAUUCUGUCUAGAAACAUUACCCGAAUUUCGAGAUGACAGGGACCCCAUUACCGUGACACCCAUUAUAAAUGGAACUGUUCCUUACCUCGGAAGUCCUUUUUCCGACCCUUUCUUUGUAGUGGAGACUCUCUGCAUAAUUUGGUUCUCAUUUGAACUAUUGGUCAGAUUUUUUGCUUGUCCCAGCAAAGCUACAUUUUCAAAGAACAUUAUGAAUAUUAUUGACAUUGUGGCAAUCAUCCCAUACUUCAUAACCCUCGGGACCGAACUUGCGGAGAGACAAGGCAACGGGCAACAGGCGAUGUCCUUGGCCAUUCUUCGAGUGAUAAGACUCGUGAGAGUAUUUCGCAUUUUUAAGCUCUCCAGACACUCCAAGGGACUCCAGAUUUUGGGUCAAACUCUCAAGGCCAGUAUGAGAGAACUUGGUCUGUUAAUAUUUUUCCUCUUUAUUGGAGUGAUCUUAUUUUCAAGUGCCGUGUACUUCGCCGAGGCAGACGACCCCACCUCUGGCUUCAACAGCAUCCCUGAUGCUUUCUGGUGGGCCGUAGUCACCAUGACAACGGUGGGAUACGGAGACAUGCACCCAGUAACCAUUGGGGGCAAAAUUGUAGGAUCCCUGUGCGCAAUUGCUGGUGUACUAACAAUCGCCCUGCCAGUUCCCGUGAUCGUUUCCAACUUCAACUAUUUCUAUCACAGAGAGACUGAGGGGGAAGAGCAGGCUCAGUAUUUGCACGUCGCCAGCUGUCAGCCCCUGUCUUCAUCGGAGGAGCUCAAAAAGACACGUAGCUCAUCGUCCCUGAGUAAAUCGGAGUAUAUGGUGAUAGAGGAGGGUAUCAACAGUGCGUUUAAGCAGCCCAACUUCCCCGCUCAGAACAACCAAAAUUGUGUCAACAUCAAAAAGAUCUUCACGGACGUUUAAGCUUUGGAAAAGGAACGCCAGUGAACAGUUUGGCCAUUGCAUUAGCUAUUCUGUUUCAGUCAUUAUCGUAACGCGUCUGUACAAGUCAUAUGGAGGGCGAACAGUGGGUAGGCUAUAUGUAGCCUAUGUGUCAUGACUCUGUCAGUUUAUAAGCCAUUUGUUCUUAGAGACCGUAGCCUACACACGCGUUUUCAUACAGCUAUUAGGCUACGAAUCAGUGUUCAAAUGAUCCGCGUUCAUUUAUUUUAUACAGACAAUGCAGGGGUCAUCAGUGUUAAUAGCCUAGCCUUUUUUUUUUUUGUUAAGAAAAGUAAA
Messenger RNA from Sardina pilchardus (European sardine), 1938 nucleotides. RefSeq names its product potassium voltage-gated channel subfamily A member 3. Gene Ontology annotation, biological process: protein homooligomerization; potassium ion transmembrane transport. The transcript has a single exon. Gene Ontology annotation, molecular function: protein binding; delayed rectifier potassium channel activity. Gene Ontology annotation, cellular component: voltage-gated potassium channel complex; membrane. Lineage: Eukaryota; Metazoa; Chordata; Actinopteri; Clupeiformes; Clupeidae. The record is from RefSeq and is a predicted model, not a curated record. Bases 67 to 1623 code for a protein of 518 amino acids.